Macrobrachium nipponense is the source of this 2596-nucleotide messenger RNA. RefSeq names its product facilitated trehalose transporter Tret1-2 homolog. NCBI's taxonomy places the organism in Eukaryota, Metazoa, Arthropoda, Malacostraca, Decapoda, Palaemonidae. Gene Ontology annotation, cellular component: membrane. The record is from RefSeq and is a predicted model, not a curated record. Gene Ontology annotation, biological process: transmembrane transport. The transcript is spliced from 4 exons. Bases 201 to 1511 code for a protein of 436 amino acids. Gene Ontology annotation, molecular function: transmembrane transporter activity.
CAUGUCCUAGAACUCAGACACCUCUCACCUGCAGAACACUACUACCCCCUUUUUUUGCUCUCCUGCUUCCUCUGGGGAUCCCACACGUCUUCUUUUACCAAUCCAUAGUGCACAGAUCAACCAGCAGAUGAGAAGACAAAAAGACCACAGAUUUCCAGAUUGUCGCAGGAAUCGCCGGCGGUCUCCUCACGACAGGAUCCAUGGCCGUCUGGGGCUACCCAGCAGCGGCGCUUCCUCAGUUAGAGAGAGAAGACUCCAAGGUUCACCUGACUACUGAGCAGGCGAGCUGGUUUGCAUCCUUGACACUGAUGAUGAGCAUCCCCGGGCCAGUCAUAGCGGCUUCUAUUUACGAAAAGUUUGGCCCAAGAAAGAUGAUGCUUGUUUUAACACCGAUUCUCUGUCUGUCUUUCAUGGCCACUUCCUUGGCUUCGUUGGAGGUUAUGUCGACGAUGGGUCUGGCGCAAAUUAUCCUUCUGUCUAGUCGCGUCGCACAAGGUUCUGCCGUCGCUCUGCUUAUCUCUAUCCUUAACGUAUAUGUUUAUGAGAUCUGUGGACUCGGUCUCAGAGGCAUUAUGGUUGGCCUCAGUGAAUUUUGGGCAUCCUUAGGCUAUUUGAUUUGCUAUUUCUUAGCCUGUUUUUAUUCGUGGGACAAAGUCGCUCUGAUUAUACCAGUUGCCGUAAUCAUCCCAAGCUUUAUUGGCGUAGUCAUAUCGCCAGAAUCUCCUCUUUGGUUAGCAAGGGCUGGUAAAGCGGAAGAAGCUCUGGAAGUCUUCAAGAAAGUUCGCUGCAAUGAGACAGAAAUCCUAUUAGAUCAGAAAGUUGCUUCUGAAACGAAGAAGCCUCAGACGUGCUGUAAAUCUCUCCAGAUAUUGACGAAGAGGUGUCAUUUGAAAGCAGUGGUUGCCUCGUGCUUAAUCUUCAUCCUUAACCAGUUCACUGGUUUCUCCAUCAUAGCUAUAUACGUCGUCCAUAUCUUCGAUGCAGCAGGUGUCGGACUUUCCCCGCAGUGGAGCUCUGUUAUCGUAGGGUUAUUCCGCUCUGUCUUCGCCGCCGUUUCCGGUUUGAUCUUGCACAGAGCUCCACGAAGAUUAUUCCUCAUUGUUGGUUGUAUUUUCACCGGUGUCGCCAAUGGGAUCAUUGGAAUCUUCUUCUAUCUGCAGUAUAAUGGACAUGAUGUGUCUUCCCUGGGGUGGUUACCGCUGUUUGGUCUCGCCUUGUACAUGACUGGAUAUUCUGGGUCUGUUGGAGCUACGACGUGGACAAGUGCAGUCGAAGUAUUGCCCGAGUCUGUUCGGUCCAUAGGUUUUGGAUUAGGUAUCACAAGUUAUUCCAUAACUGCCUUUCUUCUGUCAAAAUUUUUCGUAGAUCUGAAGAUUAUUAUGGGGCUGUACGGAAUAUUUUGGCUAUUCUCUUGUGGAUCAUUUGUUUUUGCUUUAGUUACUCUCUUCUAUAUUCCCGAGACACUAAAUAAGUCUUUACAGGAUAUAAGAGAUUACUGGGAGAAACACUGACAAAUUGUUGCCACGCUUAAUAAGUAGAAAAGUGAACUGAUAAUUUCCACGUAACAUAUUCAGAGUAUGUAUACAGAUAUCUCCCUUUUUGUAAAUAUCUUGUUAACUAAUUAUUAUUUUAUAUUUUCAUAUUAAUCUAGCUUUUUGGUCGACUCUUUCCGAGAAAUUAGGUUCUUUGACGAGGACCAGAAAAAAUUAUUACUGUGGUGAAAUUAUAUCCUACGAUUGCUCAAAAUGGUCCACAGCACAUAAUUUUCUUUAAGUAGGCAACAACGGUAGGAAUUUUAGGCACUGGAAUUAUAUUACAAACCAGAAAUCAACUUGUGUUUACCUUAAAUCUCGCAGGUAGUCGCCAAACGCAGAAACAAGAACUAACCUAGCAUUCUUAUAUAACCCCAUUACACAUUUGGCCAAACAUGCAAAUUAACUUAUAUAAGAUACUUAGCUAGUUCGACGUCUUCAGGAAGAUAAGUACACUUAAUUACAUAAUAUAAUUAAUACAGAAUGACAGUGCUCGCCACUAUUGGGAUCCACGGACGUCCCAUAAAUUGUCACGUGUGCACAGUAACCCGGACAGCAGCACAUUACCCCAACAUUAAGGCGGGAAAAAAAAGUGGAGGGAAACUCUUGUCGCAUUUGCGAAAUACGGGCGAAAAAUAUCACUUAUAAUGAAAAAUAAUUAAUAAUCAUUUAUUAGUAAAUCACAAAAUCUAAAGUAAAGUUAAUGAUAAAGAAAUUAACACAUUUACUUUUAAUGGAAAUGAAAAUUAAAUGUGUCAUUUUAUGACAUAUCCUACAAAGGGGACUUAAUGGCAUCAGCUGUUAGUCUGAGAGGCAUUUAAGGCGCUCAAUUGUACAGUGGAAUUUGGUAACAUGGCUGCCGAAUUCGUCUUAGUUGUCGCUAUAUUUAAAAAAAAGUAAUUUUUAUUUUAAAGGAAAGGUGUUGUAGAUAUGAUUUAAAAGAAAAAAAAAAGAAUAAACCUGUGAUAUUCACUGUGAUGUUUAUGGAUUAUCCAUUGAUGAAAAUUGAUGGCACGCAUUCCCUUGUAUCUAUUUAUCCUAACAAUAAAAGAGCUUUUGAAGUC